UACAUCGAAUCAUCAAGUAAUGCAUUCAUGCAUCAGAGGGUAAAUGGAAAAAAUAUCAUGCUUGCUUGAAAAAAUGUAUAAUACACGUCUUUAGAAAGAAAUUAGAAUCAGGUGAAAGAGAACAGCGAGGCAGAAAGAAAAUCAUUCAUCCCUAUAUGUCCUAUCUCUAUCGGUAGUUGAUGGUGGUUUGUUAUUAGCUGCAGAUGAGUCGUGAUCAGCCAGAGGGACACCCAUGUAGGCAUUUGUCAGGAAAUCACAACAGUCCAAGCCCUCCACUGCACGGUAGAUGUGUAGGGGGACAAUACACCUCUCGUCAUUCGAGUCACCCUCGACCUCCUGGGCCGAUUCCGUCACGGCACGGUCCAUGACGACACGCGCAAACUUGGUGCACGCCAUGUAGAUCAUGUGCUCCACAACGUGGGCGUACAUCCGGUCGAUGACUGCCGGAUAUAUGCGGAUCCCGAUGGCCGCUGCAGUUCGCUGGACCCACUUCAGUUCCGGAGUCUGCGGUACACGGAAUCGGGGGACAGGUUCGCCCACCUGGUGUCGCUGCGACGGUACAGAGAGGACGUCUACCAUUUGGUCUCGGGCCUGCUGUGCCUGCAACACACGCAGCUUUCUGGCCUUUGAUGCCAGCGACUCAAACAACCGGAAAGGAUCCGAAAGCGUCGAAAAGCGCUGCCCGAUUCUGGCGGUUGUAGCUCGUUGGAUUGUUCUCUGUCCGUCUCCUCUCUCCUCCUCCUCCUCCUCCUCCUGCAUUGGCUCGCUGUCACUGUCACUGUCGCUGUAACCCUCCCCUCUGCCCCUGUCUUCUUCCUCCGAUUGGACCUCCAUCUUGUCAGCGCAUCGCGAGUGCGAGAUUCUCUCUCUUUGCUCCGUCUCCUCCCAGCAGGUGGGCAACUGGCAGCCGCAGUACUUGCAGAAACCUCUACUUGACUGCGGUACCGGGUCCAGGGGAGUGUACCCGUUUCUCCGACACCACUCCAUCACCUGCUUGGUGGUGAGGGAGCUGGCCUGGGGGACAGGAGGUUCCAGCGAGCGGAUCACUCUCUUCAUUGCGACGGCUCUCAUCCACUCAGAGGCUCGUCGCCGACCAAUGUUCCAUCUCUUGAAUACCUCAAUUGACGGAGCGACGAGAUGGAACCCGCUCGACUCGGGCCCACACAGAGGGGCGGUUUUCACGAUAGAGUGCAAUAGGUCAUCCAGGAGCGUCUCAUGGUCAGUUUCGACACCCGACUCCAGUGUGGUUCUGGUGUUUAGGUCGCACGUACCCAUGGCUUCUUCGUCUGCGGUGGUUAAUUGCAGGGGCCUCGAUCGGCGAGAGACGACGACAAUCUGUGAGUAGCUGUGGUCCAAUAGGACUUGGUCCACAGUCGACGUGGCAGGUAGGAAGACGUGGUGAAUGUGUCGGGAAUCCAUCUCUCCCUCUGGUGCAGUCGCUUCAGACUCUCUGUGUUUCUUCUCACUGCUGUGCGACGAUGCACUGAAUGGGUGCGCUACUGAAUUGUUUCUUGGUCCAGCUCUGUCGUCUCCGCUGACUGAUGGAGAUGGAGCCUCCGUGGUGACUAGAUCCAAAUCCACGACAGUCUCUGAGCCUAGUGUCUGGUGUCCGGUGUGCGUUCUGUCCAGGACCAGUUUGUGAAUGAUGUCCACGUGCUUGUUGACUUUGUCGGUGAACUCCAGCUGAACUCUCACAGGGAAUUCCCCCCAUCCGUACCGAGUCAGGUGAAACGGAGGCUUCGAGACACGAAUGAUGUCGUUUGGGUGAUAGCUGGGGUGGAGAAAGAAGCGAACGGCCUUCACAAAUGAGCUGAUGUCAGCUUGCUUCCCGGGGCCUCGAACGUACACCAUCCAUUUGUGGGUGGAGCCAUCGAUGGUGCUGCGAGCACUUGGAUCCAGAAACUGCGAGGUGUUUCCAACUAUCAGUCGUUUCUUGAUCGCAAAUCGCGAGAGGCUGGCGGGUGGUUCCUCGCAUACAAUGCUACCUCCUCUUCCUUCAACGCCUGUACUGUUCCCAGCACCCACUGCUGUCGACGAGGCACUAGAUGCAAUACUGUGUGAACCUGGGGAAUGCUUCCGCAAGUCGUUCAGGAGAGAGGACACCUUUCUGCCCACCGCAAGCUCAGGUAGCUGUGUCGUGUCAGCAGUGUCCUCUUCACUUACUUCAGACGGCACCUGACUGCUCUGAAUGCUGGAUCCUUCCGCGGGGGUGGUGCUCUCGAUUUCAGGAGUGUACCCCUCUCGUUUGCCCCCUAAUAACCCCUUCUCUCCCGCCUCCCUCUUUUCCUCCGAACUCCCAACCUCCUCUCCGUCCUUCUUGUGCUCCUCUUCUUGCCUCUGUGAAUUGAGGAAGUCGCCCUCGAAGCUAUUCCAGCUGACCUGGAGCCCAACGUUCUCCUUGCUGUAGUCCUCCAUGAGAUAGAAUCCCGAGAGUCCGUACUGUUGGGCUAGGAUUCCCAGCCGCAGACGGUGGAGCAUCAUCUUUGCGAGUUGGAUCCUGUCGUCGAUGUGGCGCAGCUCGCUCUCCUUGUACACCACCUCCGCCCCAAACUGUUCCUUGAUCACAGUGCAAAUUGCCUGCUCGUCGGCCAUCUCUCACUCGAGGAGGUGUGUGAAAGACUAUCACCCGAAAACCGCAAAGUUUCGCUCAAACCUGCCGCAGAGUUUAGCCCUGUUGCUCGUUAUACGGCCCCUCUAACCUGCCGCCCUUGCAGUGCAGCAGCCGCUGCGCAACCACAAGUCUCCCCCGGCGGAAAGUCUAGCUCUCUCUUGUCGACUUGCACGUGGCGCGGAAAAAUUAAUUUCUAUUUGGAGCGCACUUUGGGCUCCUCCGCCGCCUCCUUCCAGGACAGCGUCUCCAUGUACGCCAUCUAUCGCGAGUUGCACCCGCCGACCGGCGUGGAGCACUGCAUAGAGUGUAACUUUUUCGGUCCCAAACGCAAGAGCCUGGCCGUGGCCGCUGCCUCUGUGUUGAAAGUGUACGACCUCUGCCCGGUGAAGAGUGGAGGCGAUAAGAAUGGAGAAGCUUCAGGGUCCAGCAAGCUGCUGCAGGUUGCAAACUACAGCCUGUACGGCUGUGUGCAGUCCAUGGAGAAAGUGAGGCUGCUCCAUUCCAAGAGAGAUACACUGCUGCUCAGUUUCAACGAUGCCAAGCUCUCUGCUGUUGAGUUUGAUCCUGAGACCAACAGACUGAAGACCAUGUCUCUUCACUGCUUUGAAGAUGAAGACCUUAGGGGAGGUUUGCUGCACAACCCAAGUGUGCCGGUGGUGAGGGUGGAUCCGGAGGGACGCUGUGCUGCCAUGCUCCUCUACGGGGCCCACCUCGCCAUCCUCCCGUUCAAACACGCCGACGUCGGCCUUGACGAACACGACCCAGACACCCCUCUCAUUGCUAGUGAGCACAACGACAUCCAGGCCAGCUACACUGUGUCUCUGAGAGACCUGAGUGAGAGGGUGAGCAGUGUGAAGGACAUCCAGUUCCUCCAUGGCUACAACAACCCCACUCUCUUCAUACUGUAUGAACCCACCCCAACCUGGGCCGGUCGUAUCAGUCUGCGUAAGGACACCUGCAACAUUGUCGCCAUCUCUCUCAACACCUCAGAGAAGUCCAGUCCAGUCAUCUGGCACUCUCACUCCCUUCCAUAUGACUGUACCUAUGCCCUCCCUGUCCCUCAACCUAUCGGAGGGAUGCUACUGCUGGGAGCCAACUCCAUUCUCUACCUCAACCAGAGCUCCCCGACACUCGGGAUAUCUCUCAACUCCAUAUCCGACGUCUCCACCAACUUCCCCCUCCGUAAUCCGGCCGGCAAUGUGGCGAUCACCAUGGACUGCUCUCACUCUGCCUUCAUCACUCCCGAACAGCUGGUCGUCGCUCUCAAGGGAGGAGAAAUCUACUUGCUGACGCUGGUUCCAGACGGGAUGCGGGGGAUCAGGAACAUUCUCUUUGAGAAAGCUGCAGCAGCCGUCCUCACCUCUUGUAUCUGCACACUGGGGUCACAGUAUAUCUUCCUGGGCUCACGACUGGGAAACAGUUUACUGCUGAAAUACACUGUGAAGGCCUCUCGCGGUGCUGAGGAUCUUGAGCCUCCAGUCAAGAAAGCAAAGACAGAGAGUGUAUCAGUUGGAGAGGACCCAGAUGAGCUGGAGGUGUAUGGCACGGACACUACCACUGGACCAAUGCUCACUUCUUACAAGUUUGAGGUGUGUGACAGUCUCCUCAACAUUGGGCCCAUUGCAGACGCCACUAUUGGAAACCCAGACUUCAUCUCCGUGCAGUUUGCCGACAAAGGUGGGCCUGAUUUGGAACUGGUGACUUGCUCUGGACAUGCCAAGAACGGUGCCCUGUGCAUCUUGCAGAGAAGUGUUAGACCACAGGUCGUGACGACCUUUGAACUGCCUGGCUGCACAGAUAUGUGGACCGUUCUGUCAAACUCUGAACCUUCAAAGAAAGAAGAAGAGAAAAAGAAGGAGGGAGAGGAGGAAGUGGAGAAGGGUGACGAGGGAGAGGGAGAAGAGAAGAGGGAGAGUGGGGGAAGAGGAGGAGGAGGAGGGGAGGGGGAGCACGCCUACCUCCUGCUUAGUCGGUCGGACUCCACCAUGGUCCUGAGGACGGGGCAGGAGAUAGCCGAGCUCGACAGCAGUGGAUUUGCAACCCAGGCACCGACCGUCUAUGCCGGGAACCUUGGCGGUAGCAAAUACAUUGUGCAGGUGACAGCCACAGAUGUCCGUCUGCUCAUGGACGUCCAUCAGAUCUGUCGAAUCCCCCUGGACAGAGGGGGCGGAGUCAGAGCAUGUGACCUCUGCGACCCCUACGCUGUGAUCCUAUUGGUCGACGGGACUGUGGCCGUGGUGGAGGUUGUGGAGAAGGGAGGAGGGGGAGAUGGGGAGGAUGGGCAGGAGGAGGCAAUUUUACAACUCACUUGGCCCGAUAUCAAAAAGGGUUCAAAGGUGACGCUGCUCUCGUCGUACACGGACAAGAGUGGACUGUUCACGUUGGAAGUGGGGGAAGAAGACGAUGGGGAUGAUAAUGAAGGGGAAGUCCCUGGUCCUGAUCAUUCGAAAGAGCUGUUCCCUCCCUCCACCGAGUGGCCGCAGACAAAGAUGGAGGUCGAGGAAGAGGAUGAGCUGCUGUAUGGAGAUAUCGAUGCCCUCACCAAUAGAGAAAAGGGUAGGCUGUCGGAGAAUGUGGACGUCAAGAAGGAGAAUAGGAUUUACAAAGGGGGAAGAAGAGCCGACACCCAAUGGUGCGUGCUCUCCAGAGAAGACGGCUCAGUGGAGCUAUACAGCGUCCCCGAGUUCAAACUGGUGUUUUCGGUGAGGAAUUUCUCUUCUGCUCCCAACACUCUCAAGGACAGUGGGGCCUGGCCACCCCAACAGAGUCCCCAUCCAGUGGCAGCCAGCUCCAAGACAAAGUCAAAGAGCACCGACCGUCCAGUGGGGGUGGGAGAGCUCCUCCUGUUGGGGGUGGAGUCUCACGUCGGAGGCUCCGCCCACCCGUAUCUCCUGGCUCUGUUGGACAACGAGCUGGUGGUCUACCGAGCUUUCCGCUACAGACAGACGGAGAAGAAAGAUCAUCUCCAGUUGAGGUUCAGCAAGGUGCUGCACAAGACCAUUCUUCACGACCGGAAGAAAAGCAAACUCGACAAGCAGCUGAGCCGUCAAGGCCUAGGUCCCGAGGAGGAGAAACAGGAGAGUUCAAAGUUUGUUCCAAGACUGAGGGUCUUCACUAACAUUGCCAGCUAUACUGGAGUGUUUGUGUGCGGACCAUAUCCCCACUGGAUAUUCCUCAGUGGGAGAGGAGGCAUGUAUGUCCAUCCCAUGUUCAUCGAUGGUCCCGUCACCAGCUUUGCUUCCUUCCACAACAUCAACUGUCCCCACGGCUUCCUCUACUUCAAUUCUGAGGGUGAGCUUCGAAUCAGUGUCCUGCCAGUUCACCUGUCCUAUGACUCCCACUGGCCGGUCAGGAAGAUCCCAAUUCGCUCCACUCCACACUUCAUCUCCUACCACACCAAGAGCAAGGUGCAUGCCCUGGUGACAAGUGAGCAGAGUGACAUGACAGAGAUGGCGGUCCUGAAUGAGGACGGGACCGACUCCACGCAGCCUCUCGACAGAGACCCCAUGUUCGUGGCACCCGUCGUCGACCGGUUCCACCUCCAGCUCUUCUCCCCCGCCUCCUGGGAGGUCGUCCCCAACACCAAAUCCCUACCUUUACGAAUGAACCUGGUCCACACAUGCUCGUGAUGCCAGAGAGAGAAGUUGCUGUAUGCUCUGCUGAUGAGGCCCAACAAGCCCGGAAACAGCUGUCCAGAGCUCGGGCAUCUUUUUUCUCUUGGCAUCACAUGGUUCAGUCUGGAGGACAAUGAGCACGUGACUGCGAUGAAGGUGAUGCUGCUGCGUAGUCUGGAGACAAUGAGUGGGCGCAAGGAGUACAUCGUCAUGGGGACGACAUACAUCUGCAGCGAAGACACCUCCAACGUUGGCAAGAUUUACGUAUUUGAUGUGCUGGAUGUUAUACCUGAGCCUGGGAAGCCACUGACAAAGAACAAAUUGAAGUGUCUGUACAACCAGGAACAGAAGGGAAUUGUCUCUUCUCUAGAAGUAGUAGAUGGACUCAUUCUCUCUUGUAUGGGACAAAAGAUAUUCAUGUGGAACUUCAAAGACAACAAGGACCUUGUGGGUGUGGCUUUCAUCGACACGGAAAUCUACUCCCACAGAGCCGUGUCACUCAAGAACUUUGUUGUCAUUGGAGAUGUUCACCACAGCAUCCAGCUUCUCAAGUACAAAGAAAGCAGAAGGACCCUCUCCCUUGUCAGCCAGGACCCACAACCAGUGGACGUGUAUGCCAACGAAUACUUGAUAGACGGAAACCAGAUGGGCAUAGUUGGUAAGACCAAUACUACCACCGUGUGUCGUGGUGCACCAGAUCGCAGUGCACACUCCCUCCCCUUAUCAUUAAUCGCUGUGUUCUCCCUCACUACAUCGUGCAGUGUCAGACUCUGAUCAGAACCUCAUCAUAUACCAGUACCAACCUGAAGCUCCAGAGAGUGGUGGAGGGAAGUACCUCAUUAGACAGGGAGACAUCAAUGUGGGGUCUCACGUCAACGUCAUGUUCAGACUACGCUGCCACACCUCAGCUCCACUUGGCUCUCCUCACGAGAUGCAGGUCCUCAUGCAGGACAGAAGACACACCACUUACUUCGCGACCCUGGAUGGUUCGGUGGGCUACCUGCUACCUCUCCCCGAGACCACCUUCCGUCGUCUCAAGAUGCUCCAGAUCAAACUGGUCCAGGGCUUGUCUCACAAUGCCGGCCUCAACCCCAAGGCUUUCAGAGCCUUCCAGACGCACCACCAGUACCUGUGCAGUCCCCAGCACAGGAUACUGGACGGCGAACUCCUCUGGAGGUACAUACAGCUGAGCAGGAAGGAGAAGGCAGACUUUGCCAAGCAGAUUGGCACCUCUGUCGGUCAGAUCCUGGAAGACUUGAAGGAAGUCGACAAAGUGUCAGCUCAUUUCUGACUCUCUCUAUAUCUUCUCCCUCGUGUGAAUUGUUACUCUCGUUAUAUCCCAUCUUCGUUUUCUUUAUUCAGACAAUGACAAUACACAACAUAUAUAUUAUACAAUACAUCGACGAUUCCACUAUUAUAGCAAUAAAAUUUACAGUGCAAAAACUAUUAGCAUCUCUCAUGAGGUUCUUUUGCCAGUGCGACUGGAACUUUUCGACUGAACGCUGGCACGACUGGUGGUGGUUUUAACACUUGCAUUCAUUGUGCUCUGAACACUGCUUCGAACAGAGGCCAGUGAGCCGGAAAGAAAUUUCUUGAAAGUGCGGAUUUUGGCUCUUUGAAUGCCGCUUGUAACUCCUAGUUCUUCGAGAAUGAUGUCCGUCACUUUCAUCUCACGUCCUAUGCUCUCUAUCAUGACUUUGUCGCCAUCUCUUGCCAGAAUGGCCUCCAGAAUAUCGCCAUCGAUUCCGUUGGCUCUGAAGGGAUUCACGUACGUGUCCAGUUUUAGCUUCUUUAGAAAGUUGACCACGUCGUCCACCGUCAAACCUGUAGGUGAUUCUCCAGUGACAACUCUCUUGAAGACGGUGAUGAUCUUGACCUGGUGAAGUCUGAACAGGACACCAACA
Molecule: messenger RNA, 8129 nt
Organism: Geodia barretti
Lineage: Eukaryota; Metazoa; Porifera; Demospongiae; Tetractinellida; Geodiidae
Source: the annotation of a GenBank genome assembly